AUGACGACAAGACAGAGACAAAAGAUACAAGAUAUCAAUACAGGUGAUGAUGCAUCAUUGCUCAAUCAAACAACAUUCCAUUCAUUUGUUGCUCGUGCUAGACAUGAAGCAUUGACAUCUUGUGAUUACUUCAAGUUGCACACCUCUGAUACAGAUCGUUCAAUUGAUAAUCUAUAUGAAGAGUUUCAUAUUUGCAUGACUAUGUAUGAUAGGACUAAUGUCAUUGAUGUUGUUAUUGGUGAUGAUUAUGAACAGAUACAGACCACAUCAAGUCUGGUCAAUGAACUUGACUUUAUACUUGAGACAUUGAAUGAUCGAUCGGCCAACAUACCUUUGUUUGCAAAGGAGAUAAGCCAGAAGUUGAUUGAUAACAAAGCAUUCAUUGCUAAUAUGCAGAGAAGAGUUGAUACGAAUGAUACAAACUUGAAGUACUUCAAGUCUGUAUUGCUGCAGGCAAAGAGAAGGCUUGUGAAUGGAGGUGCCGAUGAAUCAGACUCGAUCAUAUCAAACAACAACAGUAACAACAACAACAACAACAAGGAGCGAACGACCGUCAGUUCAAUCUCACUGGUAUACACUCUGUUGCCAGUGGGUGCAGCACUCAUGGCUCUAUUCAUUGCCACAAUCGUCUACUAUUGG
Acytostelium subglobosum LB1 is the source of this 639-nucleotide messenger RNA. RefSeq lists its product as hypothetical. Lineage: Eukaryota; Evosea; Eumycetozoa; Acytosteliales; Acytosteliaceae. The annotation marks the transcript as partial. The transcript is spliced from 3 exons. The record is from RefSeq and is a predicted model, not a curated record.